Hydractinia symbiolongicarpus is the source of this 3428-nucleotide messenger RNA. RefSeq names its product lysosomal alpha-mannosidase-like. NCBI's taxonomy places the organism in Eukaryota, Metazoa, Cnidaria, Hydrozoa, Anthoathecata, Hydractiniidae. The record is from RefSeq and is a predicted model, not a curated record. Gene Ontology annotation, molecular function: carbohydrate binding; alpha-mannosidase activity. Gene Ontology annotation, biological process: mannose metabolic process. Bases 1 to 2922 code for a protein of 973 amino acids. The transcript has 7 exons. Gene Ontology annotation, cellular component: lysosome.
AUGGCUGCGAGAAAAACUAACAGAAUGUUUCUACUUUCACUUUUACUCUUACAAUUAUCUUUUAUUUUUGCGUUUGAUUGCAAUUCAAAAGAUCUGAAAUUACAAAUUCACAUUGUUCCGCAUACACAUGAUGAUGUUGGUUGGCUAAAAACCGUUGAUGAAUAUUAUUAUGGAGCAAAUCGUACGAUACAGGCUGGUGCUGUCCAAUACAUUUUGGAUACAGCAAUUGUUUCAUUGCAGCAAAAUCCAAAUAGGACUUUUAUCUAUGUGGAGAUGGCAUUUUUUAAAAGGUGGUGGGAUGAGCAGGAGGAUAGUGUCAAAUCAGCUGUAAAGAAGUUGUUAGCAAACAAGCAACUGGAAUUUAUUAAUGGUGGAUGGUGCAUGAAUGAUGAAGCUGCAGCCCAUUACAAUGCAAUAAUUGAUCAAAUGACACUGGGCUUACGUUUUAUCGAAGACACAUUUGGAGCAGAUGCAAGACCCACAGUUGCUUGGCACAUCGACCCUUUCGGUCAUUCAGCAGAACAGGCGUCUUUAUUUUCUUUGAUGUCUUUUGAUGGUUUUUUCUUUGGAAGAAUUGAUGAGGCUGAUAAGAUAAAACGACUUAAGGAGCAAAGAAUGGAAAUGAUUUGGAGAGGAAGCCGAAAUUAUGAAACCAAGUCACAAAUUUUUACUGGUGUAACGUACAACGUUUACGCUCCACCACGGGGCUUUUGUUUUGACGACAAUUGCCACGAUCCUCCAAUUCAAGACAACGAUCGGUUGUUUGACAACAACGUUGAAGAACGCGUUCAAGCUUUUGUUGAUAUCACAUGUCAGCAAGCAAGCAGUUACAAAACAAACCAUAUUAUGUUGACCAUGGGUGAAGAUUUUCAAUAUGAAAAUGCGCAUCGCUGGUUUAAAAAUUUAGACAAGCUUAUACACUAUGUUAAUAAGGAUGGACGUGUCAAUGUGUUUUAUUCCACGCCCUCUCGCUACUUGAAAGCUCUUCAUGACGCAGGAAAAGAUUGGGAAGUAAAAACAGACGACUUCUUUCCAUAUGCACAUUGUCCACAUUGUUAUUGGACUGGUUAUUUUACAAGCAGACCAACUCAAAAAGGUUACAUUAGAGAGUCCAACAAUUUAUUACAGGCAUGCAAGCAGUUGGAAGUCCUUUACACAGGAAAAGUCAGCUCAUCUUCGACUCUUCGAAGAGCAAUGGCUGUUAACCAACACCAUGAUGCUGUGACAGGCACAGAGAAACAGCACGUUGCGUAUGAUUACGCGAAACGUCUUUACAUAGGAAGGGAGGAAUGCAAAAAAUUAAUGUCUGACGUCAUUAAAGUUAAGACUGGAUCCACAAUGCAAUUCAAAUAUUGUGAUUUUCUGAACAUCAGUGUUUGUUCGGUGAGUGAGGCCACGGAACCGUUUGCUGUGAACGUUUACAAUCCCAUUGCACGACCUAUUGAAACAUAUAUUCGAAUACCCGUAACUACAAAAAAUCUGCUUGUACUAGGACUUAAAGGUCAACCAAUAAAAUCUCAAAUUGUUUCACUUUCAAGAAAAGGUCAUAAGUUGAGACGACAUUUUAAAGGACAAGCUAUGUUUGAGCUUGUGUUUCACGUAUGCGCACCAGCUCUUGGAUUUAAUACUUAUUUUGUAAAGCACACCAUAGCGAAAAAGUAUGCUGAAUUUCUACCACGGCUUUCACACAUCGCUAUACUAAAAACAGAGUAUGACUUCAUAGAGAACAAUCUACUAAGACUGGAAUUUUCUCUUGAAACAGGAAGAUUGGUGCGUAUGAUCAGAAAAGAUCGUAAAUUAAGUCUAAGUGUCGAUCAGCAAUUCUUUUGGUAUAACGGAAAUACAGGAGAUGAGGAGAGUCGUCAGACUUCUGGCGCUUACAUAUUCAGACCAAAUAAUACUGAACCCUACGAAGUUUGCGAUCUUAAUAAAGCUAAAGUACAAAUCAUAAAAGGCCCUCUUGUUGAAGAAGUGAGACAAACAUUUGGUCCUUUUAUCAGUCAAGUCAUUCGUUUGUACCGCAACGUCCCCUAUGCAGAGUUUGAACAUACGGUUGGACCAAUCCCCAUCAAAGAUGGUCUCGGUAAGGAGAUCAUCACACGAUUUGACACCAACAUUGAGUCAGGAGGUUUAUUUUACACAGAUGCAAAUGGACGCGAGAUGAAGGAGAGAAAACGUGAUUACAGAGCAACAUGGAAGUUGAACAUUACUGAGCCUGUGUCUGAAAAUUAUUACCCCAUAAACAGCCGCAUUUACAUUAAAGAUUCUUCUGCCCAGUUGACUGUUAUGUCAGACAGAUCACAAGGUGGAAGUAGCAUUCGCGACGGACAAAUUGAAAUAAUGUUGCAUCGUAGAUUACUUGUGGAUGAUUUCCUUGGUGUAGGUGAACCUCUAAACGAGCCAGGAAUUGAUGGAAGAGGACUUAUAACAAGGGGUAAACAUCGUGUAUUGUUAACCACACCAGACGAGGCUGGUCAUCUUCAUAGACAACAGGGAGAACUGAUGCUACUGCAACCCAUAUUAAGCUUUGCUUCAAAUGUUUCAUUUGAUAUUAAAUCUCUUUCAAAACUUAUCCCAACCUAUUCUGGUUUAUCGAGAUCUUUACCUGAAAACGUUCAUUUGCUGACAAUGGAGACAAUCAAAAGCGAUGAAAUGAUUUUAAGAUUUGAGCAUUUUUACGAAAAAGAUGAAGACCACAAACUAUCGAAUCCUGUUAACUUUCAAUUGGACGGCUUGUUUACAGAUUUUAACAUUGUCAACAUCACGGAAACCAAUUUGUCUGCCAAUCAGCUAUUAAAAGAUAAGAAGAUGAUGAAAUGGAAUACAGACGAAGAAGUCGCUGAAAACUCGUUUGAUGGUUUUAACAUUGAGUUGAAUCCAAUGCAAAUUCGAACAUUUAUUGCCAAAUUUAAACAUGUCUAAAGUAUCAUCAUUUAGACGGGAAUAAUUUGAAAGGAAUGAAUGAAAUAAGAACUUUAACGUGAAAUUAAAAUAUAAUUAAAAUAAUUCUUGAGGUGUUCUUAAAUUAGGAUAAGAUAAUGACGUGUAAGAGCAAACUUUAAUUUUCAAAAUUGUAUUUUGAUGUUAAAUUUUUUUGGUUGUUUUUUGCAGCGAUAUCAUUUAGCUUAAUUUUAACGGACUAUGCGAUCAAAAGUAUGCUAAUUAUUUUUGUAUUCUAUUUUUCAGCCCUACGUAAUAAAUUUGUAUUGUGAGUUGAAGGGGAAUGUUCUUCUAUGGGUGCGAACUAUACACAGUAGCAGUCAUGCACAGAUUUUGCUGUAUUGGGACAUAUCUAACUACAAAACAUAGAGUUUUAGUUCAGUUUAAGAUUAAAAUUAAGAUUCGCACAUAAUUUUUAACUUUGAUUUACUUAAUGUAUUCUUAUAACCAUCUAUUUUUCUUUUCCUGAAAUAUAUUAUGUUGCUAAG